This is a messenger RNA of Urocitellus parryii (Arctic ground squirrel), 2444 nucleotides long. It is a transcript of the gene Il27ra, whose product is annotated as interleukin 27 receptor subunit alpha. The record is from RefSeq and is a predicted model, not a curated record. Gene Ontology annotation, molecular function: interleukin-27 receptor activity; protein binding. Lineage: Eukaryota; Metazoa; Chordata; Mammalia; Rodentia; Sciuridae.
GGCUGGGUGGCACCGGGGGUCCCGGGGAGUCAUGCGGGGGCGCGGGGCUGCCCGCUUCUGGCCUGGGCCAAAGCUCCAGCUGCUGCUUCCGUUGUUCCUGCUGGUCCCCCGAGCGCGUCCCCUGGGCGGCCCCGGGCCACUGCAGUGCCACGGAGUUGAACCUUUGGGGAACUUGAACUGCUCAUGGGAACCUCUUGGGGACCUGGGAGCCCCCUCUAUGCUGCACCUCCAGAGCCAGAAAUACCAUUCCAACAGAACCCGGACCGUGGCGGUGGCCGCGGGGCAGAGCUGGGUGACGGUUCCUCGGGAGCAAUUCACCGCGUCUGACACUCUGCUCGUCUGGGGGACCAAGGCAGGCCAGGUCCUCUGGCCCCCCGUCCUCGUCAACCUGGAAACCCGAAUGAAGCCCAGAGCCCCCCGGCUGCGUCCCGAGGUGGACUUUUCAGAGGACGAGCCCCUGGAGGCCACGGUGCAGUGGGAGCCGCCUACCUGGCCACCUCAUAAGGUCCUGAUCUGCCAGUUCCACUAUCGAAGAUGCCCAGAGGUGGCCUGGACGCCGCUGGAGCCCGAGCUGAAGACGGCACCGCUGACCGCCAUCGAGAUCCCAGACCUGGAGCUGGCCACCCGCUACGAGGUGUCCGGCCGCUGCCGGGUGGACACAGAGGCCGAGCUGUGGGGCGAGAGCAGCCCGGUUCUGUCCUUCCAGACGCUGCCCUCUGCUCCAAAAGACGUGUGGGUGUCUGGGAACCUGUGUGGGCCCCCGGGCAGACAGGAGCUGCUGCUUCUGUGGAAGGCCCCCGGGCCCUGCGUGCAGGUGAGCUACAGAGUGUGGUUGUGGGUUGGAGAGAAGAGCCUGAUUCAGGAAGGGGUCUCCUGUUGCAAGUGCCCGGUCCCCCCCUGGGCAGCGUGGGCAGGGGUGUCUGCUGUCAACACCACCAGCUGGGAGCCACGCACCAACUUCUCUUUGGUCUGCUUGGCUCCGGACUCUGCCCCCCAUGAUGUGGUGGUCAGCAGCACCCCCGGGAGCACGCAGCUGCUGGUGACCUGGCAACCAGGGGACGGGGAGCCACUGGAGUACGUGGUGGACUGGGCUCAAGAUGGGGACACUCUGGAAGACCUGAACUGGGUGCGGCUUCCCCCUGGGAACCUCAGUGCUCUGUUGCCAGGGACUUUCAAAGGAGGGGUCCCCUAUCGGAUCACAGUGACAGCGGUCUUUCCGGGGGGCUUGGCCCCCGCCUCCUCCGUUUGGGCUUUCCGGGAGGAACGAGCACCCCUGGCAGGGCCGACCCUGUGGCGACUCCAGGAUGACCCCCCAGGGACUCCCACGGUGGCCUGGGGAGAGGUCCCAAGACACCAGCUCCAGGGCCACCUUACUCACUACACGUUGUGCUCAAGAAGUGGGUCGAACCCGGCCGACUGCACCAAUGUGAGCAGCAGCACCCGGAUCGUCACUCUGCCCAGCCUUCCCUGGGGUCCCUGUGAGCUGUGGGUGACUGCCUCCACCAUUGCAGGACAGGGCCCCCCUGGCCCCAGCCUCUGGCUUCACCUACCAGAUAACGCGGUGCCGUGGAGAGUUCUGCCGGGCGUCCUGGCCCUGUGGGGGCUGCUCCUGGUGGGCUGCGGCCUGAGCCUGGCCAUGGCUCCAAGGUGCCUCCACCUUCGACAGAAGGUGCUGCCCCCCUGGGUGUGGGAGAAGGUUCCUGACCCCGCCAACAGCAGCGCCGGGCAGACCCACGUGGAGGAGGUGCGCCAGGCCCCCCCUCUGACUGACUUGCCSGUCCUGAAGGUAGAGGAGAUGGAGCCACCAGCACCGCAGGAGCCCCCCCAGUCCCCCGCCCCACUUCACUCUGGGUAUGAGAAACAUUUCCUGCCCACACCAGAGGAACUGGGCCUCCUGAGGCCCCCCAGGUUUCAAGAUCUGGUCUGAACCUUGCCCCAAGCUGGGGGCUGCAGGACAAGCGAGAAGGGUGCUCAUGGAUGCUGCUCCCCAGCCCUGGGUUAAACCUCUUGACAGAUGAAGACACUGAGGCUCAGAGAGGCUGAGUCACUUGUCUGAGGACACCCAGCCAGGAAGUCCUGAGGUUGAAGGACCCCUUCAGAGAAGGGCCCAGCCCCAGCAGGGAAUGGACGAGGAAGUGAAAGAAAAUGUAUGCCAUCCGCGAGCGGCCGCUCCCUCCGGAAGUCUGUCCUGCCAGAACAGAACUGCACUUGGGCACGGUCCUUUGCAGCUAGGUCAGUCGUGGACUGAGGUCUUGACAACUGUGGGGGCAGCCGGAACCUGAGCAGGAGUGCCCUGUGCCAGCGUCACGUGGGGCUCUUCUCUACGCCUGCUCCCUUUCCUGUGAGCUGGCACAGGCGCUCGCUGGGGCCACACCCAGGGGACGGUGAGGCAAGACAUGGAGAGGAAACCGCGUCCCUGAGUAACUGCGUGGAUCCGAGCCUGA